CCACUCUCUCUCUCUCUCUCUCUGCCUUUCCUAUUUCUCCACUGUUUUUUUGUCCCCUAAGUCUUCUUUUUAUCACCGUCAUCUCCAUAUUCUUUUGCACGAACAAAGCUCAAUCAAAACAAAAAACUCCACUCCUUUCUUUUCUAUCCUUCUCUUUUUCUCUUCUUCAAUGGCGGAUACAGACUCCUACAUCAAACAGCAGCAACUAGUAAAAGAACAAAACCAAGCAAACCCGACGCCUGAAUUCAUCAACCAAACUCUACUCAACAGAAGCUGGGAGCUUCUGCACCUUCUAUUUGUUGGCGUAGCAGUCUCUUACGGGAUUUUUAGCCGGCGAAAUGAUGAAACAGAGAAAGAAAACAAUAACAACCAAUCCAAGUUUGAUAAUGUACAGUCUUUCGUGCCUAGAGUCCUUCAGGUGUCAUCGGUUUUCGAUGAUGAAGCCGAAAACUUAUCCGGGUCUGAUGAAAGCAAGGUCCAGACUUGGAGUAACCAAUGUUAUAGGAAUGAACCCCCUGUUGUUGUAGCUAAAGAACAGGCUGUUCUUGAUGACCAGAGAAGCUCUAGUACUAGAACCACCGAAAAGCCUUUGCUUUUGCCUGUUAGGAGCUUGAAAUCGCGUGUUUUUGACGCCAAUAAUCUUGAGACCAGUAGGGAAAAUAGUGCAAAUUCUAGCUCUCCUAGUAUAUCUAAUUCUAGUUUGAGUUCCAAAAGGUUUUCAAAUAAAGGUAUAAAUGGGGAAUUGGGAAGAUUGUAUCAAGAUACUUUGGAGAAGAAGUUGAAUGAGAAUAAUGUUGCUCUUCCUUCACCAAUUCCAUGGCGCUCAAGAUCUGGAAGAAUGGAAGUGAAAGAAGAUAUUGAAUCUGAAUUCAAUAGGCUUGAAUCUCGAUCAUUUAGGUCCCAAACUACUCGUUUGACUCGAUCCAGUUCCAUGUCUUCUUCACCAAAGUUGUCCCAUUCACCACCUCUAUCUUCGCCAAAGAAGUUAUCUCCUUCCUCUUCUUUGUCAACGGAAACACAAGCCAAAAGUGCAGAGGAUUUAGUGAGGAAAAAGAGCAUUUACAGGUCUCCUCCCUCACCACCUCCUCCACCCCCACCAAUGAUUCACAAAUCAUCAUCACUGAAACCAAUUUCUACCUUGACUGAUGAUGAGGUUUCCUUUGAUAAGGAUUUGCCUUGGAACUUUGGAAGGGAAUCAAAUGACUUGAAUGGAAGCAGAGGAGACGCAUUUAUGGGUACAAAAAGGGACUAUAUUUAUGGUUUGUCCAAGGGAAAGUCAAGAAGGACGAUUCGGCCAGGCGAUUCGCUUAGUGGAACAAGGACAGAGGGUGAAAUUGAUAAUGGGAUCAAUGGCAAGACAGUGAAGUUUGAUCAAACAUCAUUGAUCAGGACUGAGAAGCUGAAUCGUGAAAGUGUCAGCUUUAUGCCAAAGCCAACUUUCAUGGAAUUUCCACAGGGAAGGAAACAAGAAUUUGUCAAAAAAUUGGUAGUGGAAACUACUGAUGAUGACUCGGAGAGUGAAGAUGAGGAAGUUGGUGAGACUUCCUGUCUUUCAAGCCUCGAAAGAAGUCCAAACAACGAGGAAGCUAGUGGCAUAGAUGGAGGGUCUGAUGUGGAUAAGAAGGCCGAUGAGUUCAUAGCCAAAGUAAGAGAGCAGAUCAGGCUUCAGAGGAUUGAUUCUAUAAAGAGAUCGAGUGGCCAGAUGAAGAGAAACUCUACAAGGUAAAGUUGAAGAGACAUCAAGCCAUAGAGUUUUCAGAGGAUGAAUUUGUAUUGGGUAAUUUUUUUUUUUUCCUUUCUUCUGCUUCUUGCUUUAUUAAAGGCCUUUUUGAAUUUAAGGUCAUGGUAUACAGAGAUAGUCUUGGUUUUAUCUUUGUGUAACCGUUUACAUUGAAGAAUUGUUUCUGUUCUUCAACUUGUUGGUUAUUUUAUCUCCUGCAUUGUUGUAACUGAAUUGGGAAAAUAGUCUUUUUUGCAAUGCUUUUGACUUACUCCUAAUGCAGAUUUUUCAGCUGCUCAACCAACUGACGAUCACAGAACAUAUAGCAUUUUAUGUAUGUCAUGCCACAUUGAAAUUUAUCAUGACAUCCACUAAAGAAUUUUUUUCUCCAAAAAAGAAGUGAUUAAAAGAGACCAAUUAAGUGUGAAGAAUAUAUUUUGACUU
Molecule: messenger RNA, 2164 nt
Organism: Durio zibethinus
Lineage: Eukaryota; Viridiplantae; Streptophyta; Magnoliopsida; Malvales; Malvaceae
Source: RefSeq, a predicted model, not a curated record